This is a messenger RNA of Lathyrus oleraceus (garden pea), 1754 nucleotides long. RefSeq names its product U-box domain-containing protein 2. NCBI's taxonomy places the organism in Eukaryota, Viridiplantae, Streptophyta, Magnoliopsida, Fabales, Fabaceae. The transcript is spliced from 2 exons. The coding region runs from base 199 to 1290 and encodes 363 amino acids. The record is from RefSeq and is a predicted model, not a curated record. Gene Ontology annotation, molecular function: protein binding.
AUUAACAAUAAUCUAAAUUAUUUUCUCUCUCCUAAUCUGUUCAUCACUCUUCCAUCAUCUCUCUCCUUUUAGUAAUUCAUUUUAGAAAAACACAGUGUACUGAUUUUUCGACAACUUUCACAAUAAAUAUCCUUAUUUUCUCAGAAAAGGGAUUGGGAAUCGGAAAAAGAGUUACCCCAGUGGCGGUGAGAGGGAGAGAUGGGAGAGCGAGAGAGGGUAAUGGAAGUGGAACAACAACAACAACAACAACAACAAUCGGAAGAACAAGAACCAGAAACUAGCGAAACAUCAUCGUCAACAACAACAUUAACAACAACAACAACAUGGAAACAAAACCUGACAAUGCAGUUAUUAUCUGACAAACUAACUAACGGAAACCUUAACUCUAAGAUUGAAGCUGCAAGAGAAAUCAGAAGAAUGGUUCGUAAAUCAUCCAAAACCCGCUCCAAAUUUGUUGCUCUUGGUGUUAUUCAGCCGCUUAUUUUCAUGCUAUCUUCUUCCAAUCUUGAUGCUCGUCAAUCUUCUCUGCUUGCUCUUCUCAACCUUGCUGUUCGUAAUGAAAGAAACAAGGUCCAAAUAGUGACAGCUGGUGCAGUGCCUCCUCUGGUGGAGCUUCUCAAGAUGCAAAAUAACAGUAUACGAGAAUUGGCCACAGCAGCAAUCUUGACACUCUCAUCAGCUGCAUCCAACAAGUCGAUUAUUGCUGCUUCCGGAGCUGCUCCUCUCCUUGUUCAGAUUCUCAAAUCCGGAAGUGUCCAAAGCAAAGUUGAUUCUGUUACAACCCUCCAUAAUCUCUCCAUCAGCAUUGAAAAUUCCAUCGAACUUCUUGACGCUAGUGCCGUUUCCCCUCUCAUCAACCUCCUUAAAGACUGUAAAAAGUACUCAAAGUUUGCAGAAAAAGCUACAUCACUACUUGAAAUCCUCUCCAACUCUGAAGAGGGACGGAUCGCAAUCUCACUUGCAGACGGGGGAAUUUUAACCAUUGUAGAGACAGUUGAAGACGGAUCACUUGUCAGCACAGAGCACGCCGUUGGAGCAUUGCUAUCAUUAUGUCUAAGCUGCCGGGAUAAAUAUCGGGAACUAAUUCUUAAAGAAGGAGCAAUUCCAGGUCUGUUACGGCUAACAGUAGAGGGCACAGUGAAAGCUCAAGAUAAAGCUCGCGCGCUUCUAGAUUUGCUCCGAGAUUCUCCUGAAGAAAAAAAACUAGACUCGUCGGUUUUGGAGAAAAUUGUUUACGACAUUGCUGAACGGUUAGAUAGAGUAGAUAAAGCCGGCGAAACUUCCAAAUGAUUGUUGCAAGAUAUGGUUCAAAGGAGGACGGAAAACACAGCACGAACUUCAUCAUAUUGCAUAGGGAUGCUGCAUUUUGCACUCCUCUAUGAUUCCAUCUACUUGAUAAAAAGCACUUUUUUUUGCUCAACAAGAAGCUGUUACAAUUGAGUUUCAACUUGUGUAUAUAUAUGUGGUUUCUGUCUUUUUUUUCUUCUUCUUUGAGUCAGUUAGUGUUUUAGCAAGAUAACCAUUCAAAAUGUGCCUAAUGAUGUUAACCAAUCUAACUUGGGGGUUUGUCUGUUGAUUUAUUGACCUCAUAAUUACACUGUAUAUCUCAGCCAGGAUAGUGCACAUAUGGAAAGUAUGCAGUUGCAUGUUAUGCAGCACCUACAUUUCGUGUCAGUGUUGUGUUUGAAACCGACAAUGACACUUGUAAUUACGUUUAAUUUAUUAUUAAAAUUAUUUUCGACGUCAACGUGUUA